Messenger RNA from Erinaceus europaeus (western European hedgehog), 589 nucleotides. RefSeq names its product histone H3.1. Gene Ontology annotation, cellular component: nucleosome. Lineage: Eukaryota; Metazoa; Chordata; Mammalia; Eulipotyphla; Erinaceidae. The transcript has a single exon. Bases 114 to 524 code for a protein of 136 amino acids. The record is from RefSeq and is a predicted model, not a curated record. Gene Ontology annotation, molecular function: protein heterodimerization activity; structural constituent of chromatin; DNA binding.
GAGUUUUGAAUGCUCUUGGAUCCAAUAACUGGGCAUCUCUUUCUAUAAAAGAAGGGUGACAUGCUGUUCUUUUUCAGUCUUUCUGGAACCUACACUUACAGAAGUGUGGUAACAUGGCUCGUACCAAGCAGACCGCUCGCAAAUCUACCGGCGGCAAGGCGCCGCGCAAACAGCUGGCCACCAAGGCAGCUCGGAAAAGUGCUCCGGCCACCGGCGGCGUGAAGAAACCCCAUCGCUACCGGCCCGGGACCGUGGCCCUCCGCGAGAUCCGCCGCUACCAGAAGUCCACCGAACUGCUGAUCCGCAAGCUGCCGUUCCAGCGGCUGGUGCGGGAGAUCGCUCAGGAUUUCAAGACAGACCUGCGCUUCCAGAGCUCCGCUGUGAUGGCUCUGCAGGAGGCUUGUGAGGCCUACCUGGUGGGGCUGUUUGAGGACACCAACCUGUGUGCUAUCCAUGCUAAGCGUGUGACCAUCAUGCCCAAGGACAUCCAGCUUGCCCGCCGCAUCCGUGGCGAGAGGGCUUAAAACUCCGUUUUACCUGGACUUGCCUACAGGCAGUUCUUAACCCAAAGGCUCUUUUCAGAGCCACC